Molecule: messenger RNA, 1677 nt
Organism: Fibroporia radiculosa
Lineage: Eukaryota; Fungi; Basidiomycota; Agaricomycetes; Polyporales; Fibroporiaceae
Exons: 3
Coding region: 1-1677 (558 amino acids)
Source: RefSeq, a predicted model, not a curated record
AUGUUUUUGGCGGCAGUCCUAACCAUUUCUCUUGUCCUUUCGUCGUGUUCAACAUUUGUGUCAGGAAAGCUGCAGAACAUCACUGUCGACGAUACUUUGGGCGACCCUGUACUAGGUUUACAAAUCACUUAUUCUCCAUCGGACCUGUGGAGCUAUGGUCCGAAUUGUACAGACUGUGCUGCCCAUCCAGAGGCAGAAUUGGCUUACGACGGGACAUGGCAUGAUACCACAUAUAACAGUUCUCUUUCCGAAUCACCUUUCAAUGCAUCAUUAAUUUUCAAUGGCUCGGCAAUCUAUGUUUAUUGCAUCGUCUUCCACACCAUAGCGGAUCCUAAUGCCCAGGCAUAUAUGCGUUUUGCUAUCGACGAUGAGGUUGUCGGCACAUUUGAACUCACUCCCUCCGGUUCGGGCCAAGUCGACUAUCAUUACGCCGUUUACAAGAACGAGACAAUCAAUCCCGGGGUGCACACAUUCACGCUUAUGAAUGGCAGCCCGGGUGGGUCUACAUCGCUUGCUCUCCUCGAUUAUGUUAUUUACUCUAUGGAAGUUGCGGACGAUGUAAAUGAGCCUUCAGGAGUCGAAACUUCUACUACUCUUCCAAGUGCGCCGAUCGCAAACCACACGGUAUGGGUGACGACUGAUGGCAUCAGUGCAACUACAAGCCGAACUAUCAUAAUCGCUGUUUCCACAGUGGGCGGAGUCUUGUUAUUGACUGCUAUGAUACUUGUCUUCCUUUGGGCACGUCGCCGCCAUCGCAUAGUGGAACGCGAGGGUACUGUUCGCUGGGCCAAGGACUUAACUGGCCAGGGUCCAUCACUCCGGUCCUCUCGGACUUUUUUUCGAGCGCUGUUUCCAAGUACAGAUAGCAUACGGUCACAGUGGCAAGAUCGCGAGGGCACCGUGAAAAGCAAUGUCUCGACUCUUCUUGAAAAACCCCGCAACUGUGAUAUACCAGAGAUCUUACAGGUUCAAUCCCUGCAAGAUUCGCCUAACAUCAAAAAUUUAUCAGGUGAAGAUCAUCGCAGUACGCACAUGGAGGUUAAGACUCUGCUCCCCACCCCCCCACCUCGUCUUGUGGUGAAAAUUCCACAGCGUCUCCCAACUCCUGCUAUUUCGGACCGCGACAUCAAGGGGAUGUAUGCCCUCACCCAACCCGCCCCACCUCCCACUCCCGUUCUCCCUGUCAGCCGAGUCUCAUGUCCCCUUAAUCACGUCCCCCCUGUUCCGCCUCUGCCUCCGAAUAUCCGACCGCGGUCAACGGUGACAUUAUCCACGAGAACGCCAAGUUCGGGACCAGAGACGAGUCGGACGAGCGCGGCACUGACCUAUAUCAGCAUUGCAACCACUCCGACGAGCGUUGUACCAUCGGGCUACUUCAUUCCACAACCAGAGACGCCAGACAUGCCGGCGCGAGCUGACAGCGUUAAGACGAUCAAAGACCGUUCGACUCGACGGCCUGGCGCGAGGAGCAGAUCAAGAGCUGUGUCCACAGUAGAUGGCCCUAGUGGGGGGAGGGAUUACCCAGCGUUGCAGCCAGAGGUCGGUCCGGAACAGCUACCACAGCCGGCGAAGCCCUUGACCACUGAGGAGCGAGAUCCUCCAUCAUAUACACAGACCUAUGUCCGACCCGAAUCGCUCGCUGUCGACGAUGCUAUGAGCCUUUAUUCGCAGCCGUGA